Messenger RNA from Sesamum indicum (sesame), 1563 nucleotides. It is a transcript of the gene FK, whose product is annotated as Ergosterol biosynthesis ERG4/ERG24 family. Gene Ontology annotation, cellular component: endoplasmic reticulum membrane. The record is from RefSeq and is a predicted model, not a curated record. Lineage: Eukaryota; Viridiplantae; Streptophyta; Magnoliopsida; Lamiales; Pedaliaceae. Gene Ontology annotation, biological process: sterol biosynthetic process. Gene Ontology annotation, molecular function: Delta14-sterol reductase activity.
UAUAUUAUAGUCGUGUCAUCAACUCGUGAGCAUAGAGUAGAGUAGCCGGGCACUUGACAGCAAAGUCGUAAGGAAGCAGCAGAGAUUCUGAUUGAAUCUGAUAUUGGUUGGCCAUGGAUCUCAACGCUCUUCUUCAAGCAUUCACUCCUUCAUGGACUUCGGUAGUCAUGCUAGUGGUGUUUUUCACUUAUCUGGCAAUCGCUGGAUCUAUUUUGCCGGGAAGAGUUGUUCCCGGAGCCACUUUAGCAGAUGGAACUCGGCUCCAUUACCGUUGCAACGGAUUACUAUCGCUUCUCUUGUUGGUUUGCCUACUUGGAAUCAGCGGUUGGAUGAAUCUUGUAUCACCCACUGCAAUUGCUGAUAGAGGUCUUGAGCUUUUAUCCACAACACUUAUAUUCAGUGCACUUGUGACAUUUCUUCUUUACAUGGCUGGCUGCAGAUCCCGUGAUCAAAGUUCUUCUUUAAAGCCUCACAUUAGUGGAAACUUAAUCCAUGACUGGUGGUUCGGGAUACAGCUGAAUCCUCAGUUCAUAGGAAUUGACCUCAAGUUCUACUUUGUUAGAGCUGGUAUGAUGGGAUGGCUUCUUAUAAAUCUUUCUGUUCUUGCAAAAUGCAUUCUAGAAACCAACUUAAGCAGAUCGAUGAUUCUUUACCAGCUAUUUUGUGUUCUAUACAUUCUGGACUACUUUUUCUAUGAAGAGUACAUGACCUCCACAUGGGACAUAAUUGCUGAGAGAUUGGGGUUCAUGCUGGUGUUUGGAGAUCUAGUCUGGAUCCCAUUCACAUUUAGUAUCCAGGGUUGGUGGCUUCUAAAUAAUGAAGUGCAGCUAACAACUGCUGCUAUUAUUGCAAACUGUCUCGUCUUCCUGAUUGGCUAUCUUGUCUUUAGAGGAGCUAACAAGCAGAAGCAUGUGUUCAAAAAGAAUCCCAAAGCACUAAUUUGGGGUAGACCUCCGAAGGUCAUUGGGGGAAAGUUGCUUGCUUCUGGCUAUUGGGGCAUUGCAAGGCAUAGUAACUAUCUUGGAGACUUGUUGCUGGCUCUGUCCUUCAGUUUACCUUGUGGGAUAAGUUCUCCAGUUCCAUAUUUCUAUCCUAUAUACCUCUUCAUUCUACUAAUAUGGAGAGAGAGAAGAGAUGAAGCCCGGUGUGCACAGAAGUACAAAGAAAUUUGGGCAGAAUACAAGAAAGAGGUUCCUUGGAGGAUACUUCCAUAUGUUUAUUAGCAGCAAGGUCCUCAGUCUUGCAUUCAAUGGUUGAUUGCCAUUUCUUCUCUGAGUGGAGUGUAACAUAUGGAUAGAUAAAGUCUUGCUAGGCAACUGUUAGUCUAAUCCACAACCUACCAUUUUUUCUUAAUUUUUUGUUUCAUUAUCUUUAGAUUUUCCUUCAUUUGCAUGCUGCAGUUCUAAUGAUUAGCUUACGGAAUCUAAUUCUUUUUAUUCUUCCAAAAAAUUUCAGAUAAAUAUUUUUGAAUAAUUUGUAGUUUUGAGCUUGUGUAAGCAAGUGGUGGAUGAAUGUGUGAGCAAAGGUUCGUUGAGUAACGGAAUUUAGUUCAAAAAUUGUAAA